CUUUUAAGGUUUAUGUAAAAUGCAAUUCCAUGAAAUAAACAUGAGAGAUGAUAGCUGGUUGGUUGGUCUUAUGGGAAAUUGUGGUCCGUAGCUGUAACGGCGUUACUUUUUCGGAAUACCAAACACUAUUCGUGCAAUCACAAGCAGCUUUUGCACCACCACCGCCAUCGCCAUCGCCAUCACCAUCACCAUCGUCUCCGCCGUUGCCUGUAGGUGAAUUUUCCAAUCUCCGAACAUCAUAUGUCUGCCGCUGUGUUUCUUUGGCCGCAAAUCCCCCUAAAUUAUUUCGCUUCUUCCAAAAGAUUGGUCUCUCACCUUUUCUCUACCAUACUUAAUAACACCAACUAACGUUUUCAUAAUUAAUACCGAACAAAGAUAAAGCCCUUUUCUUCUCUUUUUCCUUUUUUAUCAGGGUUCCUUUUUUGAAAAUUUCAGUUCGCGAGCUGCAAAAUUUUGUGUGGGCUUGAGCUCCUACUCUCUAGAUCGAGCCCUUGGGUUUCGCCCUUCUUGCUGUUUUUUCCCCUUUCGCUUUGUUAUGAUAUUCUUCGCCUUUUAUUCCAACCUCGUAGCUCUUUUACGGGGAAUAUAGCUUCCAAGAUCUGUUUGUGUUGAAAUUCCGACUUUUUAUGGAUUUCACGUGUAAAGUGAGAAGUAGGGCAGCCGCUUAUGCCAUGGGUGGAAAAUGAAACUCUUCAAUUGGGAUUUGUUGCUUGAGUUGUUCUGCUCGAGAUGAUUGACCAAUUUAUUAAUUUUGUCAUUAGGCCGCCCAGGGCUGAUUACAACCCAGAUCAAUAUCUAUGGGAAAAAGAUUUUACCCUUGCAGGAAGAAAAUACAACAGAGAAGAUGUGGAGCUUAGUAAUGAAAGGGGUCAUACCUUAAGAUGUAGCCAUUACGCUCCUUCACAGGUCCCAGAUGAUUCGCCUCUCCCUUGUGUCAUAUAUUGCCAUGGGAACAGUGGAUGUCGGGCAGAUGCAAAUGAAGCAGCUGUAGUUCUUCUGCCUUCAAAUAUCACAGUGUUCACUCUUGAUUUUUCAGGUUCUGGCUUGUCUGAUGGAGAUUAUGUUAGUCUUGGUUGGCAUGAGAAAAAUGACCUCAAAGUUGUGAUAUCAUAUUUGAGGAGCAAUGAGAAAGUAUCUCGCAUUGGCCUUUGGGGAAGAUCAAUGGGUGCAGUAACAAGCCUUCUCUAUGGAGCAGAAGACCCUUCUAUAGCUGGAAUGGUGCUGGACAGUGCGUUCUCUAAUUUGUUCAAUCUGAUGCUGGAACUUGCAGAUGUGUACAAAAUCCGGCUUCCUAAAUUCACAGUGAAGAUGGCUCUUCAAUACAUGCGACGAGUAAUACAGAAGAAGGCCAAAUUUGAUAUCACACGGCUUGAUUGCAUACAGGUUGCUCCCAAGACAUUUAUUCCUGCUCUGUUUGGGCAUGCAAAAGAUGACAAAUUUAUUCAACCUCGGCAUUCUGAUGCUAUCUUUAAUUCGUAUGCGGGUGACAAAAAUAUUAUCAAAUUUGACGGUGAUCACAACUCAUCGCGGCCUCAAUUUUAUUAUGAUUCUGUAUCCAUCUUUUUCUAUAACGUCCUCCAUCCUCCUCGGCCUCCAUCUUCAUAUUCAUCAAAGAUUGAGAAAUACUAUGAUCUGGGAGAUGUUAAAGUUGGUGCUGGCGUGGAAGAGAAUAUUUUAUAUGAGAUAAUAGCUGGGCUUCGCAAUGUAAGUGCUGAUGCACCUAGUUCUUCUGCUGCACCUCGUAGCAUUUCAUCUACAAAAUCUGUGGGGGAACUACUCUCUGACAUAGCACCUGUCUGUAAUGAUGCUUUGACUUCUGAAGAAGCUGAUCUAAAGAUUCUCAGCGGCAGUAGCACAUCACCUCAAGAGGACAAGCAAACAGCCCAAAAUGAAGAGUGUUGCUCCUACACGAGCUCAAACAGAGAAAGUUGGGGAAGAUGCUCGUCUUUGGGCAGUGAUGAUCUACCUUCUAUGGACACAAGCAUCAGUAACUCCGACCAGGUGUCUUUUCAUACCUCUAUCAUUUUCUCAACACCGGAAAGGCUAAAAUGUGUGUGGCACAUCUGCCACUCAGUGUUUUUGCAGUAUCUCCUGUUAGUCUCUUCUCAUUCGGUUUUAGUUCUUGAGAUCAAGAACUUGCAUUUUUAUUUGGUAGCUCAAGCAAACAUGUCUGAGUUUCGUUUAAUUUUAUUUGGUAGCUCAAUUUCUUCAUUUUUGCUGACAAGCAACUUUACUUCAAUUUACAGACAACUAUAAAGGUCCUUGCCACGCCUCUUCGAAAUCCAGAACAAAAUACAUUAGACUCUCCAAAGGACGAGACAAAGAAGAAGAAGAAAAAGAACAAAGCUAGUUCAAGCACAAAGAAGUCGAAACGGGAGAAAUUUGAGAAGCUGGAGGCUCUGAGCCAGCGCAUUCGUCUCUGCAUCUUGAAGAGAGUUAAUCAUAGGAGAAACUGCUCGACCUGACUAACCCUCAUUGUAGAGUAGGAUGUUGCAUUCUUAGUUCUUCCAUGUUCUACUUUGUAUUCUCAUGUUUGAUAUGUUGUUAGGAGGCUACCCGCUUUGCUUAUUAUUUUUCAACAUGCUGCUGCCCGCCACCAUUUUAACCACUGAUUUUUCUAUUACACCCUAUUUCUUCUGCAAA
Messenger RNA from Salvia miltiorrhiza (redroot sage), 2643 nucleotides. RefSeq lists its product as uncharacterized. The coding region runs from base 730 to 2256 and encodes 508 amino acids. NCBI's taxonomy places the organism in Eukaryota, Viridiplantae, Streptophyta, Magnoliopsida, Lamiales, Lamiaceae. The transcript has 13 exons. The record is from RefSeq and is a predicted model, not a curated record.